GCUAAACCGCAUUGAUUCCGGUCUGGUGCUGUUUAAUCUUGUUUUCUUUUGACUCAGCUGGAUCAUCAGGUGGCCGUUCAUCUAUUGUGCUCACAGCCUGAUCAAACUGAUCCCAGAGCUGUAUUUGAGCACCGCGGUCAGCUCCGAGCCCAGCCUCUUCCUCCUCCAGGCAACAGAGCAUCAACUGAUCACCAUUUCCUCCUGUUGUCUCUCUGUGCGACCCCUCCCCCUUUAUAUCGGCUCUUAUGAUAAAUCCCUCUUGUGUGCCAAUGACUGACAGACUUCAAAGGCUUGAAAAUCAGGCAACCAACUACACUCUCCAACACUUUGCUUUUUCUGGCUGAGCCUGCCUUGUCUGACGGCGGUGUGUGUGUUUUUUUCCUGGAAAGCAACAGUGUGAAGCGCUGAUCGGUCAGGGUUAGGUCUCCACAGCUGCCUCUCCUGGGUCUCUCCCACUGUAGCGAACACUGAAGCUGAUCGGCAUCUUUUUUUUUUCUCCCCGUUUUCUACUUUUGUAGUUUAAUCUUUGCAGCAGGAGUAGUCUAAAUCCAAGCCCCAGCAGCAUGUUGGAUCCGUCUUCCAGCGAGGAGGAAGGGGAUGAGAUAGUGGCGGUGGAGCAUAAAGAGGUGGCGGCCCCGAAGAGCCUCGGAGGAGCCCGUCUGUCCCCGGGCCGAGCCGCCGACGGCCACGGCAGCGGAGGGCUCCAACCCCGGGGCCGCGGGUGCGGCGGUGGCCGACCUUCCAGCCCCAGCCCAUCGGUAGGUAGCGACAAGGAGAAAGAGGAUCUGGAGAAGAUGCAGAGAGAGGAAGAGGAGAAGAAAAAGAGACUCCAGCUGUACGUGUUUGUGAUGCGCUGCAUCGCAUAUCCGUUCAACGCAAAGCAACCUACUGACAUGGCCAGGAGGCAGCAGAAGAUCAGUAAGCAGCAGCUGCAGACGGUCAAAGAACGUUUCCAGGCAUUCCUCAAUGGAGAAACCCAGAUUGUGGCUGAUGAGGCUUUCAUCAACGCUGUCCAGAGCUACUAUGAUGUCUUCCUAAAAAGUGACCGUGUGUCCCGGAUGGUGCAGAGUGGUGGUUGCUCGGCCAGCGAUUCUCGGGAGGUUUUUAAGAAGCACAUAGAGAAGCGGGUGCGCAGCCUUCCUGAGAUUGACGGCCUGAGCAAAGAGACAGUGCUAAGCUCCUGGAUGGCCAAAUUUGACACCAUCUACCGAGGUGAAGAGGACCCCAGGAAGCACCAACAAAGAAUGACGGCCAGCGCCGCCUCCGAGCUCAUCCUCAGCAAGGACCAGCUGUACGAGAUGUUCCAGCAGAUCUUGGGCAUCAAGAAGUUUGAACACCAGCUCCUCUAUAAUGCCUGUCAGCUGGACAACCCUGAUGAGCAAGCAGCCCAGAUCAGAAGAGAGCUGGAUGGACGAUUGCAAAUGGCGGACCAGAUUGCUCGGCAUGGCGGAAGGUUUCCAAGGUUUGCAUCUAGAGAGAUGGAGGCUAUGUACAUUGAAGAGCUGCGAUCCUCUGUCAACCUGCUAAUGGCCAACCUGGAGAGCAUGCCAGUGUCUAAGGGGGGAGAGUUCAAGCUGCAGAAGCUCAAACGAGGCCACAACACCUCCAUCAUGGACAUGGGCCAAGAGGACGAGAACACAUUGUCCAAAUCUGAUGUGGUGCUGUCCUUCACUCUGGAGGUGGUGAUCAUGGAGGUGCAAGGUUUGAAGUCAUUGGCUCCAAACAGGAUUGUUUACUGCACCAUGGAGGUGGAGGGAGGGCAUAAACUGCAAACAGACCAAGCUGAGGCCUCAAAACCCAUUUGGGGCACCCAGGGUGACUUCACCACCACCCAGCCGUUACCUGCUGUGAAGGUGAAGCUGUUCACUGAGAGCACAGGAGUGUUGGCUCUAGAAGAUAAGGAGCUGGGGAAGGUUGUGCUCCAUCCGACUCCCAACAGUCCCAAGCAGUCUGAGCUUCACAAGAUGACAGUGUCUAAAGGCUGUCCAGACAAUGACCUCAAGAUCAAACUGGCCAUUCGUAUGGAUAAACCACAGAACAUGAAGCAUUGUGGGUACCUUUGGGCCAUUGGCAAAAACGUGUGGAAAAGAUGGAAGAAAAGAUUCUUUGUGCUGGUUCAGGUGAGUCAGUACACCUUUGCUAUGUGCAGCUACAGAGAAAAGAAGGCCGAACCUGUGGAGCUCCUGCAGUUGGAUGGCUACACUGUGGACUACACUGACCCCCAGCCAGGUCUAGAUGGUGGUCGGACAUUCUUCAACGCUGUGAAAGAGGGUGACACUGUGAUCUUUGCCAGUGAUGACGAACAGGACCGGAUCUUGUGGGUGCAGGCCAUGUACCGAGCUACUGGCCAGUCACACAAACCAGUUCCUCCCACCCAAGUCCAGAAACUCAACUCAAGGGGGGGUGCAGCGCCACAGCUCGAUGCACCCAUAUCUCAGUUCUAUGCUGAUCGCGCCCAGAAGCAUGGCAUGGAUGAAUUUAUUUCAGCCAACCCCUGUAACUUUGACCAUGGCUCGCUGUUUGAGCUGGUACAGCGCCUCACUCUGGACCACAGACUCAAUGACUCCUACUCCUGCCUGGGCUGGUUCAGUCCUGGUCAAGUGUUUGUCUUAGAUGAGUAUUGUGCUCGCUACGGUGUUCGAGGCUGCCAUCGGCAUUUAUGUUACCUGAGUGAUCUGCUGGAGAGGGCGGAGAAUGGAGCCAUGAUCGACCCCACCCUGCUGCACUACAGCUUCGCCUUCUGUGCCUCCCACGUCCAUGGAAACAGGCCUGAUGGUAUUGGCACAGUGACUGUGGAAGAGAAGGAGCGCUUUGAGGAGAUCAAGGAAAGGCUACGAGUGCUUCUGGAAAACCAAAUUACACACUUCAGGUACUGUUUCCCAUUUGGACGGCCAGAGGGAGCACUGAAAGCAACGCUGUCCUUGCUUGAAAGGGUUCUGAUGAAAGAUAUUGUUACUCCAGUUCCACAAGAGGAAGUCAAGGCUGUGAUCCGUAAGUGUCUGGAGCAGGCAGCUCUGGUCAACUACCAACGCCUGUCAGAGUAUGCCAAACUAGAGGGGAAAAAGAGAGAGAUGUAUGAACAUCCUGUCUUCUGCUUGGCGUCUCAAGUGAUGGAUUUAACCAUUCAGAAUGUGGGGCGCUUAGUCACCCCUGCCAAAAAGCUGGAGGACACCAUACGCCUGGCUGAGCUGGUGAUCGAGGUGCUGCAGCAGAAUGAGGAACACCAUGCUGAGGGAAAAGAGGCCUUUGCGUGGUGGUCAGAUCUGAUGGUGGAGCAUGCCGAGACCUUCCUGUGUCUCUACUCGACUGACAUGGAUGCGGCUCUUGAAGUUCAGCCGCCCGACAGCUGGGACAGUUUCCCCCUCUUUCAGCUGCUCAAUGACUUUCUAAGAGUGGACUAUAAUCUGUGCAAUGGGAAGUUCCACAAACACCUGCAGGACCUGUAUGCCCCAUUGGUGGUACGAUAUGUUGACCUGAUGGAAUCCUCCAUUGCGCAGUCCAUUCACAGAGGUUUUGAAAGGGAAUCCUGGGAACCUGUCAAGAGUAUAACAAGCACUCUGCCCAAUGUUAACCUUCAAAUGCCUAAAGUACCAAAUUUAACAGCGCCAAGUGUUAACCUCCCACAAAUGCCCAGCUUUUCUCCUCCCAACUGGAUGACGGCCAAUUAUGACUCAGAUAAUGGCUCAGGCACAUCAGAAGAUCUCUUCUGGAAGUUGGAUGCCCUGCAGACUUUCAUCAGAGAUCUUCACUGGCCAGAGGAGGAGUUUGGCAAACACCUGGAGACGCGACUUAAGUUGAUGUCCAGUGACAUGAUCGAAUCCUGUGUAAAACGGACACGGGCAGCAUUCGAGGCCAAGCUUCAGAGGAGCAGCCGGGCCACAGAUUUCCGGGUUCCCCAGUCCAUCUGCACCAUGUUCAACGUCAUGGUGGAUGCCAAGGCCCAGUCAGCCAAGCUGUGUGCCAUGGACCUGGGGCAGGAGAGACAAUACCAUUCCCAAAUUGACAAUCUAAUUGAAGAGACGGUGAAGGAGAUGAUCACUCUGCUGGUAGCUAAGUUUGUGGUCAUUUUAGAGAGCGUAUUAGCCAAGCUCUCCAGAUAUGAUGAAGGAACACUCUUCUCGUCCUUCCUAUCUUUCACAGUGAAAGCUGCCUCAAAGUACGUGGAUGUACCUAAGCCGGGGAUGGAUGUUGCUGAUGGUUAUGUGACGUUUGUUCGCCAUUCCCAGGACAUGCUGCGUGAGAAGGUCAACGAGGAGGUGUACAUAGAGAGAUUAUUUGAUCAAUGGUACACCAGCACUAUGAACCUUGUAGGAACAUGGCUGACUGACCGCAUGGACCUGCAGCUCCACGUUUAUCAGCUUAAGAUUCUCAUCAGGAUUGUCAAGAAAAAGUACCGUGACUUCCGCCUUCAAGGAGUGCUGGACUCCACAUUGAACAGUAAGAUGUAUGAAACCGUGAGAAACCGGUUGACCUUGGAAGAAGCCACUGCUUCAGUGAGGGAAGGAGGGAUGCAAGGCAUUUCCAUGAAGGACAGCGAUGAAGAGGACAACGAUAACUAGAACAAAGGGCCUGAAAACUACUAGAAUGUGGAAGCUUUACUGCCUGAGAACACAUGCAGCCGUGAGGUCAGAACAGAUGGCCUAUCAUUCAACUUGUUCGCUGAUUUAUUUGCUUUGUCAGUUUUCCUUUCUGUAAUAAUUCCACAUUUCUGUCUGAAGUAAUACAAGAAGAGGUUCUAAACACUCGGAAGUCUGUCCUAUCAAUGAAUUUGAAAUUUCCCCUGUAGGCUCAGUAACCUUUCAUUCCUCAAAACUAGAAUUCUUGCUAACCCUAACCCUAUCAGCCAGGUACUUUACUAUACCCUACUAUAGUAUCUUAAAUCAUUACUCUCUUUAAUGAAAGCAGCUCUGCAAGAAAAGCGCUUGUGGUACAUUCAAAUGUUCCAGGCCUCUAUAUUGUGGUUCCAAGUAAAAUUGUGAAAUCGAUACAUCCAUUGAUCCAAAUGGCAUUACAACUGAAAGUAUGCUGUCGGUUUCAGGUCAGGCUGUCCAGUCCAAAACAAGAUUUAAAACGUUCAUAAAGCAUUCGCAAAACAUUCAUGAGAUAUUUCCAAAAUUAAUCUGAAUGUUCUCAAGCAAUAUGGAUGACCAUCUUGUUCCUACAUUUAUAAACAAGGCUAUGAAUUUCUUUGUGUUGUGCUAAAAAUGUGCUGUGAAUUCAGCUACUUUAUGAUGCAUUGCUGUAAAAGGUGUGACGAUGAUAUAUAUAUAUUUAUAUAUUUGGUAAUGGGUCUGCAUCAUGUCUCAACCAUAAAAUCUAAACAAAAUACUUAUGAUGAUGUGCUGUGAUAUGAUGUGACAGUAACCGUUUCUGUCUCUUCUCAGCCAGCUUUUUAAAACACAUCUGAUGUUUCUCUAAUGACUGCAAUAAUACAACACAUGAAAUUCAAGGCACUGUCUACAAAUUGGCUAAUUUUAAUAGUAUUGUGACAAAAAUUGAGAACAUCAUUCGGCAUUUAAACAUUUACACCUUAAGGAACCAUAUUGUCUCCCAUUGCUUGCCCUCAUUAUCAAUGUCGACACAAAUGUUCACUUUGGUACAUGGCUUUUUUUUUUGUUUGUUACUAACUGUGAACCAAAUAGUUGCUGUCGCAUUAGCCGUCUAGAGUCUAAAUAGAUCAAGGGUAGCAUGAGCACAAAUUCAACUCCGUGAUUAUUCUGAAUAAUGUCGUUUGUUGUGCUGUUUAACUGUAUUGUUUUAUACAGGAGUCUCCUUAUUGAUAUCAAUGGAGUAAAUAAAAUAGUAUUAAUAAAAACAUUCAGCUUGACACCACACAGGCACCACAAACUACAUCCUCCAAAAUGACCAUACAGCUGAAUCAGCGUUUCUUUAAAAAGGUUUAAAACCAAAACUGAGCUUGUGAACCUCCAUUUUAAUUAUUUAUUCAUUUUAUUUGUAAAGACUUGGACAAUAUUAAAGAAGCUGUUUGAGUCUGAGUUAACUUAGAGAUAAUUUUCACCUGAAACCAACUGCAGGUAGCAUUUUUGCAGGAUUCUUUAAUUACACUGCAUUAAUUUUAGCUAGGUUUACCCUCUAAUGAGCCAAACCCCUAACAGGAGCCCAGAGAGGCUACAAGUCAUCCAUAGUUCAGUACAGCUUGUUGGACUGAAUAUAAAAUAAAUGACAUUUAGACAUUGUUAGAAGCUUACCAGUAGUAGUUUUAAGUUUUUAAGUUUGAAAAAAAAAUCACCUUCUAGAAAGCCAUGCAGGUACACCCACAUAAAAUUUCCUAGCAAAUGCAUGUCAAAUAUCUUGCUGUGGUCCCAAGUGUUGUGUACAUGGAUAGACUACUGGCAUUGCCAUCCUUUGGACUGACAUUAUUCAACAAAACAACAGCUUGAGUAACCUUCACAUGUCAAUAUCAUCGGAUUAAUCUGCAUAAUUUUGACAAGUAAGUAAGAAAUCAGUUUGAAACUUGCACAAGGAGCUUAAUGAAACACAUGCUCAUUUUAGUCAUCUGUAAGUACAAUACUAAUUUAUCAAAAAGGAAAGCAAAUAUAUAGAACAUGUAUGGGAGAUGGUAUGUGUUUUGUGUGGUGAUAUUGAAAGAGAGAGAUUUUGAACCAAAGAGGAUGGGCAGUCUGUCUCUUACAAUAUCAUAUACAGGCUUCGAUGUAGUCACUUAUGGUAACAGUUUACUACCACUGCAAGGUUUUUCUGUUAGAGAGUGAGGCAGUUGCAUUUAUCCUUUACAAAGAAAGUGAUCCUGUGUCACUAUUUCAAUAAUCUCUCUCAAACUGCAUAUGUAUUGAAAUCAACACUAACUGCCUCUGCUCUUGCAAGCGUUUGUAUUUUGGUUUCCUCUGACUUCUCCUUUCUUUAGUUAGGGUAACAUAAUUUAUCAAGGCAAUACAUGUAUAUUUUUGUUUCACCACACUGUUUUUUUUUCACAUACAAUUCAAAUGUUCUGUUUUAAUCAAAUAUCAGUUAAAUAAUGGAGUUUGUUUGCCAUCUGUAAUUGUUGUAUGUGCCCUGUACUUCAUUCCAGGAUGUAUGAUGGGUUAUAUCUACAUUUUUAUAACGGAUGAUGGGAAGUGAAAUCUACCUGUACUUUCCCUCUGUCAGUUGUUUUCUAUACUGUACUCUUAGAGCUGUGUGUCACCCUGUGUGAAGGUACUGCAUGUCCCCAGUAUUCACUCCCCAAAGUGUUUUGUGUGAAGUUACUGGUGGGUUCACCAUGCUUCUGCCUUGUAGAAGAGCCCACCAAGGCCAAGAACAUUUAAAUAAAGGUGAAUGGCAAACGUGGAAAUUGCUUGUCACCACAGUUGUUGUUGUUGCUGUGAAUCGACUGAUUUAAUGUGAAUUCAGGACAGAAAUCAGAUGAAAAGGGCCU
This is a messenger RNA of Scatophagus argus, 7393 nucleotides long. RefSeq names its product Ca2+-dependent activator protein for secretion a (gene cadpsa). NCBI's taxonomy places the organism in Eukaryota, Metazoa, Chordata, Actinopteri, Scatophagidae. Gene Ontology annotation, cellular component: glutamatergic synapse. Gene Ontology annotation, biological process: dense core granule exocytosis; positive regulation of exocytosis; synaptic vesicle exocytosis. The record is from RefSeq and is a predicted model, not a curated record. The coding region runs from base 564 to 4559 and encodes 1331 amino acids. The transcript has 30 exons.